Didymodactylos carnosus is the source of this 1244-nucleotide messenger RNA. The record is from the annotation of a GenBank genome assembly. Lineage: Eukaryota; Metazoa; Rotifera; Eurotatoria; Philodinida; Philodinidae.
UUUUCUCUUUAAUCUGUGAUAUUCUAGAUCUCUAGGCGUCUCGUUACUCAAACAUUAUAAGAAAAACAAAAUGCAAAAAAAUCGUUACGGAAUUUCACUCCGGUAGCAGAGAUGGCUGGCCAGAGCGAUGUAAUAUAUUAUUAAUAAAUUCAAUUCAUAUUUUUCUAGGAGUCACGAAAAGUGGAUCAGUGCAAGAAUGUCGCGAAGGCUUGGAAGAAUUGUAUGAAUUUGUUGGAACAUAUAGUGCUGAUAUUACUAAUGCUAUUAAUUCAAUCAUUGACAAAUUUACAGAAGCGAGUUUGAUGGAUCAAUUCAGUGAUCUAUACAACGCUUGUCUGGAGAAUGAUAUUGAUUUGGUGCAAUCAUUAGUUGCAACAUCGUCUUUCGAAAUGAUAAAUUACCAUGAAAUUAAUGGUAGUACAGCUCUACAUAUUGCUAUAGAAUGUGGUCACACAGAAAUUGUUCGUUUUCUUUUACAUGAUUAUGGCGUAUUUAGACAUUUAUUGGAUAGUCAAGGUCGUACUGCUUUUGAAUUGGCUCAAACCGAUGAAAUUCGACAACUAUUUCAUCGAUCAAGAACAGAUGGGAAUCGGUUUUGUAAUGAGAUGGUGUUACAAUUUACUGUCAAGGAAUCUGACGAGAAAAAAAAUGUUCCUUGUGGACGAGUCGAAGGCCAUGAAAAUUAUCGAUCUGUUGCAAAUGAAAAGACUCAUAGACUCUAUCGACAGCCUGAUAGUUUAUUCAUGCGUAUUUCUGAUAAAAUAAUGCCUUACAAACCAGUUUACUAUUCACUUCGUUUUCUUCAUCCACGUUCAUUUAAAGGUCUUUGUUAUCGUGGUUUAAGCAUGACAAUGGAAGAAUUAAAAGAUUAUCAAUGGGCUACUGAAAAGACUAGCCGCUAUUUGGUAACAAAUACAUUUUGUUCAGCAACGCGAGAUAUUAAUGUAGCGCAAAAUUUUGCCAAAGUACGAGCAUUUGAUCAACGUAAUCCAGUAUUGAUAGUAUUCGACUUUUUCAGUAACUGUUGGACAGCAAUUCAGUUGGAAAAAUUAUCUGAUCAAUUACCUUCAAUAUCAGAAAUCGAAGACGAACGAGAAGUGUUAAUUUUACCUGGAAGUACUUUUCGUGUGACAAAAGUUGAAUCAGAAUUACCAAUAGCAAAAAUAUAUUUGACAUUUUAUCCGCUCGAUCAAGAACUUGACGAUUAUUCUACUGUUCUCGCACAAAUCAUUUCCGAACAGUGA